AUGUUCUCUUGGACGUGGAAAAGAUUAGCUGUCUCAAAGGCAGCAGCUGAGACCUUCAUGGACUAUAUUCAGAACGCUGAUCGAGAGCUGCCUGCUCUCAGCGAAAUAAUGCCACGACACCAAGCGAACUCCAAGAGCCUUGUGGAGUUUCACUCAUUUUUAUGUGAGGUGAUGCAGGAGAAUGGCUUCAAUUUUAUGGGCAUAAAAGUGGUUCCUCCUUCCGCAGGGGCUUUGCAGUCCUUCAGGGCAACAGAUGCUAUGUGUAUGCCCAUAUUUUCAAACGCGUUUCAGAAGAACUCCUUGUCUGUGAAGCAGCAGCGUGUGCAAUUUGUCGAGCCUCUUUUUGUUCUACGGUUAGGCUGUGAUGCACCACGUCAGAUAGCAGUGGGCUCAGCGUCUGCCAUAUGUGAUGCUUUUCUGCCUGGUAUAGAACUUACUGGAUCACGAUAUCCAUUUUACCCUCCUCAUGCCACAGGAUAUGCUGCGGAUUUGGGCGGGUGCAUUGGCAUGCGUCUUGGUGAAGAAACCGAACUUAGCAAAACUCCACUGGAAGUAUUGGGGAACCAUUGUUAUGUAAUGACGCGAAAGGACGAACCUGUCCAGGUUGGAUCUGGCAAGAACUGUUUGGGGAGCCCAUGUGCAGCAGUGGCUUUGGCAGUUGACUACGCUAUUUCUAUAGGGAGGGCCCUUUGUCGGGGGCAGUACGUCUUUUGCAGCGGAACAGGACCACGCUCUCCUGCCGUUCCGGGGGAGUAUAAGGUUAAUUAUGGUGUUUAUGGUAGCGUUACAUUUUUACUUGAUUAA
Messenger RNA from Trypanosoma grayi, 804 nucleotides. RefSeq names its product 4-oxalocrotonate decarboxylase. NCBI's taxonomy places the organism in Eukaryota, Euglenozoa, Kinetoplastea, Trypanosomatida, Trypanosomatidae. The record is from RefSeq and is a predicted model, not a curated record. The coding region runs from base 1 to 804 and encodes 267 amino acids. Gene Ontology annotation, molecular function: 2-oxopent-4-enoate hydratase activity. Gene Ontology annotation, cellular component: cytoplasm. The transcript has a single exon.